CCUUCGUUUCCCUUCUGGAGAGAGCCGUCACUGACUGACUGGAGCCGAGCCGACGCGCGCGUGUCUGCCGUGGAGCUCUCGUCUGCUGGCUGCCGCUGCUCCUAAAAAAAGUCUCCCUCCCCUUUGGCCCCCUUCCCUUCUCGACUGACCCCACGCCUCGCCGUAACCCUAGCCCCCGAGAGGCCCGACGCCAUGCGCCCGACGCAGGUCUUUGUGCGCUGAAGUGACUGAGAAGGGCAACAUUAUGCAUUCCGGCGGGAGUUCAUGUCCUAAGACACAAAGUGGGGUUGUCAGGGUAAACUACAUUAUGGAUUCUGGCAACAGUUUAUGUUCUAGAACACGAAGUGGGCUUGUAAGAGGAAACAGCACUAUGGAUUCCAGUGACGGUUCAUGUUCGAGAACACGAAGUGGGCUUGUAAGGGGAAACAGCUUUAUGGAUUCCAGCGAUGGUUCGUGUUUGAGAACACGAAGUGGGCCUGUAAGGGGAAACAUCUUUAUGGAUUCCAGCGAUGGUACAUGUUCUAGAACACGAAGUGGGCUUGUGAGAGGAAGCCCCCCUGUUGUCAAGGCUCUAAGCAAGGAUGAAGCAGUCACGAAGGAGCUUCCUGAUGGAUGGAUGAAAGAAGACAUGCCUGUGGGAAAGAGUGGGCAUUUGAGACGAAGCCCUACUGUCAAGGCUCUAAUCAAGGAUGAACCAGUCACAAAGGGGCUCCCUGAUGGAUGUUUGAAAGAAGAAAUGCCUUCUAGAACGCGGAGUGGGCUUGUCAGAGGAAGCCCUAUUGUCAAGAGAGAAGACAUGCCUGUUGGAACACAAAGUGCAUUUGUCAGAGGAAGCCCUGCUACCAAGACUCUAAGCAAGGAUAAACCAGUCAUUAAGGGGCUGGCUGAUGGAUGGCUGAAAGAAGACAGGCCUCUUGGUACACGAAGUGGCCUUGUCAGAGGAAACCUUCUUCUCAAGGUUGAACCAGUCACAAAGGGGCAGCCUGAUGGAUUGCUGAAAGAAGAUAAGCCUGCUGGAACGCGAAGUAGCCUUGUCCAAGGAAGCCUUGCUGUCAAGACUCUAAGCAAGGAUGAAUCAGUCAUUGAGGGGCUGCCUGAUGGAUGGCGGAAAGAAUACAGGCCAAGGAAGAACGGAUCAUGUCAGAAGAAUGAUCCGUACUACAUUGAUCCAGUCAGUGGAUAUGAAUUUCGCUCUCUGAAGGAUGUGCAUCGUUAUCUUCAAACAGGAGACAUCAAACAGUGCGCUACGAGACCAAAGAAGGGAACCAUCUAUGAUGUUUGCAUAACAGAAAACCAAACUCAUACAAGUACAUCAUCACAACACACAAGGCCAAGUACUGCUGAUAAGGCUAUUCAGUGCGAAAUAUUAACAUCAGAAGGUAUCAUGCUGCUGUCGGAGGAACUUUUUACUCCAUAUAGAGGAAAGAACACUGAACAUACGAAGUUACUAGAGUCUGAGAGCAUGAAUGCAAUGCAAGGGUAUGGCAAUAAGCUUGAAACUUUGGAACACAACAGUGUUCAACCAGUCUCUGCACAAGGUGCUCAAAGGCAAACCAAAUAUGUUAAAAGAAAAGAACAAAAUGUAGAGGUGAAAUUCAAGAAGCGUAAAAGAAGGCCUGCAGCGACACCUGUCCGAGUGUCGCCCCGCUUAGCUGCACUGAAUGUUCAGCAUGAAGUAAGCAUUGAGCCUGAAGAUCAACCGAAUAGUGUAAAUCUUGUCAACCAGGUACAGACUAUAGAAAAGAACACUAAUGAUCAGUCACAGAUGAGCCAAUCAGGCACCAUGAAUCAACGACAUGGUAAUCAGGAAAGCACUUUCAACCAGUUGUGGUCGAGCCAAGCGGACACUGCUAUCGGAAUGCAUGCUAUGCAGGAAAACACUACCAAUCACUUGCAGCCGAGCCAAGUAGACACUGUGAAUCAUAUACAGACGAAUCAGGAAAACACUUCCCAUGAGUUACAGUCAAUGCUAGCAGACACUGUCAUUCCAAUACAGACCAUGCAAGAAUACACUACCUAUCAGCCGAGCCAAGCAGACACUAUGAAUCAUAUACAAACGAAUCAGGAAAACACUGCCCAUGCGUUACAGUCGAGCCUAGCAGACACUGUUGUUCCAAUACAGACUAUGCAGGAAUACAUUACCGAUCAGCCAAGCCAAGCAGACACUAUGAAUCAUAUACAUAUGAAUCAGGAAAACACUGCCAAUCAGUUACAGUCAAGCCUAGCAGACAUUGUCAUUCCAGUAAGUGCUACUCAGGAAUGCACUAGCGAUUACUCACAACCGAGCAGUGCUGACUCUAUUAAUCAAAUACAGGCCAAUCAGGAAAACACUGCUGCUCAGUUACAGUUAAGCCAAGCGGACACUGUCACUCAAAUACAGAUAAUGCAGAAAAAUAUGACCAAGCAAUCACAGCUGAGCCAAGCGGACACUGUGAGUCAGAUACACAUCAAUCUGGAAAACACUACCAAUCACAUGCAACCAAAUUAUGCUGAAAAUCCUAUGCUGCAGGCUAGUUUCUCUUGGGCUUCUGAACAGAAUGGCGGAGCUCUUAUUACAGACUUCUGGAGAAAUGUUGAAAAUCAGGACUCAUCGGUUCCCAUGCAAAUAGAUGGAGCACCUGUUACAAGCUUUCCGGCCAAUGUUAAAUUCCAAAAUGCGGCAUCAGCAGAACCUGUUAUACCGUCAACACAGGCUGCACUGCCUGGAACAGCUUCUGAUCAGUCUGGGUUGGCCUUUUCAUCUCUUUUUGGAAAUGUGUGGUCAGAUCCAUGCAUUGAGUUUGCAUUCAAGACCCUUACAGGUGACAUCCCUGUUCUUGAUGACACUGCAGCUGUCACAGGCUACUUUCCUCAGCAACUAGACUUGAAUAAAGGCACAGCAACACCAAAUUGUUCAGCUUCCACUUUUGACAAUACGAGGAAGCGUACAAAAGUGGAUGUCAACCUCCCAUUGCCAAGGCCAUCAGAUAAGCUCUACAAUGGCAGUUGGUUCCCUCCCCAGUGACUUCACUGAAGGGGGAAAAAUGCAAUAACAUUUUGUACCUGUGAAAGGUGAAUCAGAGGGAAGGCAAGUGGCCAAGCCCAACGGAUAGCAUCUUACUCUUGUUAGUGCUGUGCUAUGAAUUCGCGAUCCCAGAGGAUACAUGCUGUAAAAAGACACUAGCUUUGUUCUAACGUUACUAGACAAUAUGUUAAUCCAUCCAACUGGAUGCUGCCUUGUCGGAUCAACAUUGCUUCGCGGAGAGACCGUCAAGUAGCUGACCUGGAUUCGAUCAUGUCUCCCGUUCGUUUGCGUCUGUGCAGUUGCCUGGUAAACUCAAUUCGUAGUACACUAGCUUGUUCUAAUUAUGAACACUCUUGCAAGGAGCGCGAGGGUUUAAUUAUUGUGGAUAGGAACUUUUUUUCUUGUGGACAUACUGAAGACUUAAACUGCUUCGCUGAAAACUGUCUUGAAUUGCUUGUGUAAUAAAGCUAAUCCAUUGUUUGUGUAAUAAUGCUGAAUGAAUUUUGAUGUGUUUGUGGUUGGCUA
Molecule: messenger RNA, 3529 nt
Organism: Phragmites australis (common reed)
Lineage: Eukaryota; Viridiplantae; Streptophyta; Magnoliopsida; Poales; Poaceae
Exons: 10
Coding region: 245-3004 (919 amino acids)
Molecular function (GO): DNA binding
Source: RefSeq, a predicted model, not a curated record